Messenger RNA from Labeo rohita (rohu), 2541 nucleotides. It is a transcript of the gene sp8a, whose product is annotated as sp8 transcription factor a. Gene Ontology annotation, molecular function: DNA-binding transcription factor activity, RNA polymerase II-specific; RNA polymerase II cis-regulatory region sequence-specific DNA binding. NCBI's taxonomy places the organism in Eukaryota, Metazoa, Chordata, Actinopteri, Cypriniformes, Cyprinidae. The transcript is spliced from 2 exons. The record is from RefSeq and is a predicted model, not a curated record. Bases 51 to 1280 code for a protein of 409 amino acids. Gene Ontology annotation, biological process: regulation of transcription by RNA polymerase II.
GUCUCCAAAACAGCCGAGGGACUUAUAAAUGUAAAGACGUUUCACAGGUUAUGGCAACUUCACUUCUUGGGGAGGAACCGAGGGUUGGAUCCACUCCAUUGGCCAUGUUAGCAGCAACCUGUAACAAAAUUGGAAGCUCGAGUCCCUCUUCGGACGGCGGCUCGUUUGGAAAAGGAGGUUUUCACCCGUGGAAGCGCGCAGCGCCCAGCAGCUGUUCGCUCUCCCCGUUCGGCGCGCAGCGGAACGACUCGUUCAGCGCCAACAGCUCGUUCUCCUUAACGGGCAGCAACGCCUCCACCAGUCCGUUUGGAAACGACUAUCCCGUGUUUCAAACUUCAGUCGCCAACAGUUCUCAGGACGCAAGCGCGCAGUCGGUGUUCAUCUCCAAAGUGGACACCCUGCAGGGAAUUUACCCGAGGAUGAGCGUCGCGCACCCGUACGAGACGUGGUUCAAAUCCGCGCACGCUGGCAUCUCCGCCGGGGACGUGAGCGCUGGUGGCGGCUCCUCCUGGUGGGAUGUGGGCACCGGCUGGAUAGACGUUCAAAGCGCGAACGGCGCUGCGCUCCAGACCUCUUUGCAUUCACCCUUGGGCGGGUACAACUCAGACUAUUCCUCCCUCACUCACUCCGCGUUCAGCGCUAGCCCAUCUCCGCAUCUCCUCGCAGGUGGCCAGCACCUGAUGGACGGAUUCAAACCGGUUUUAUCCGCCACCUACCCAGAAACCAGCCCAGGUACUAACGGCGGAGUUUUAGCCGGGUCUCCGGUGGUACCGCUCACCGGGUCUCCGCGCUCAUCCACCAGGCGGUACUCGGGGAGAGCGACCUGCGACUGUCCGAACUGUCAGGAGGCAGAGCGGCUGGGGCCCGCGGGGGCCAGUUUGCGCAGAAAGGGGCUCCACAGCUGCCAUAUCCCCGGCUGCGGGAAGGUAUACGGAAAGACAUCGCACCUCAAAGCGCAUUUGCGUUGGCACACCGGCGAGAGGCCGUUCGUCUGUAACUGGCUCUUCUGCGGGAAGCGCUUCACCAGGUCCGACGAGCUCCAGCGGCAUUUACGCACACACACCGGGGAAAAGAGAUUCGCCUGUCCGGUGUGCAACAAGCGCUUCAUGCGCAGCGACCAUCUCAGUAAGCACGUGAAAACGCACAGCGCCGGCGAGCCCGGCUCCAACGGGGUUAAAAAGGGCAGCGAUACCGACAGCGAACAGAGUGUACCGGGCAGCCCAGCCUGCCAGUCACCGGAAAUGACCCACAACACAGAACCCGUCCAGAACGGCCUUUGAAAAGAACUAGAGAACAUGCGUUCUUAAAGGUUCUAAUUAGAGCCAAAAAAAAAACAAACUUUAAAUUCCCAAAUUCCUUAGAAAACGAGUCUGGUACUUUAAAGAACCUAAAACACUGACUUUAAGAAAUUAUAAAACAUGAAAGAAUCAUGAACACUCUUAAAAAUAAACCUUUAAAUAUUUUUUGGGUUCCUCAAAGAACCUUUCAUUGAAAAGUUCUUAAAAGCAAUUUUUCCUUAAUGUAAAGAACGUUUUUAAAAAUCUAAAGAUUUUUUUUAUUAUUAUAACAUUUGCGUAACAAACGUUAAACGUUCUUUAUGGAGAAUCAUUUAUGCCAAUAACAAACUUUAUUUUUAAGUGUGUAGCAACUCGAGAACUCUAUACAGAGAGUGGUUCUUGGUCAUUUUUGGUCUUCAAAGAAUCAGAGAUGUUUAUUAAAAAGCCUUUAUUUUUAAGAGUGUUCACUUGUGAAAGAAAAAAAACUCCCCAUUUAUAACAUUUUGCGUAACAAACGUUAGACGUUCUUUACGGAGAAACGUUUAGGCCAAUAAAGAACUUUAUUUUUAAGAGUGCAUCAACUCCAGAACUCUAUACAGAAAGUGGUUCUUGUCAUUUUUGGUCUUCAGAGAAUCAGAAAUGUUCAUUAAAGAGCUUUUUAAGAGUGUUCACUUGUGAACGCACUAUUUUCCUCGCGCAAAGGCCAGUGAGUUUAUCAGACGCCAAUUUUGAUCACAUUUGACUCUCAGGUGUUCUUGGAUAUUUAAACUAGUCCUUUUUGGAUACAGUGGAAAAAAAUAACCUCGUAAUAGAUAGAGAUGAAACAAACUGCUGAACUUUGAUAUUUGCGCUGCAUCUACAGAUCCAUUCACUCAUGUCUAUUGAGGCACUUUAUUACUUAAAUGACAGAAUCAAGGAUUUUAUGUCUCAGCGGCUGCACAAAUGUCUUAUUAUUCUGUAUUUGCCAACUGAACUGUUUUAUUUUGUGCUCCUUGAUGUCCAGUCUAUAAUAAAACGCCUCAUCUGGAGAUGAAAGUGCGUUUUUUGUACAUUAGUCGUGCAGUUGAUAUCUGAACUCUUCUCAAUGCAGAGUGGAAUUUGUACAUAGGAUUGUCUUGAAACUCUAUUUAUCAUCGAGUUUGAUUUUGUGCUUUGAAGUCUAUCAGAGUCGCACUUUGAAUCUAUAUUUAUAAUUUCACGAUCGAAUCGACUCGAUCGGUUUGUUUAUCUUUUGUUUUAUUAUUAUUUAAUUGAGCAUGUGUGU